Molecule: messenger RNA, 4024 nt
Organism: Caenorhabditis elegans
Lineage: Eukaryota; Metazoa; Nematoda; Chromadorea; Rhabditida; Rhabditidae
Gene: smk-1
Product: Serine/threonine-protein phosphatase 4 regulatory subunit 3-like central domain-containing protein
Exons: 10
Coding region: 3-3260 (1085 amino acids)
Cellular component (GO): nucleus; protein phosphatase 4 complex
Molecular function (GO): protein phosphatase regulator activity
Source: RefSeq, marked reviewed
GAAUGUCGGACACAAAAGAGGUAUCUGAUGAUCCGAUGGAGCUUGGAACGAGUUCAACAGUUAUCGCUAAGGAGGAAAAUGACAAGGAAAGCCUGAAAAGAAUGGAAGUAGACGAUGAGAAAGAACCUGAAGAAGAAAUCGUUGAGAAAACUGAAGAGAAACAGGAAGAAGAAGACGUGACAGUAAAGCUAGAAGAUGAAACAGAAACUGAGGUGGAAAGUGUGGAUGGUGGUCAAGAAGAAAAAGAAGUUGUUGAUGAAAAACAGGUGGAUGCAGAGCGAGUAAAUACCAAAACAGAAGAGUUAUCACCGAAAAAAGAAGUUAAAGCGGAGGAAGAUCCUGAAACUGAAACAAAGAAGAAGGAUCCUUCUGAGCAAACGAAUGGUCAGGUCAAAAAGAAAAGUGAUAAGCAGAGUCCAAAAAAGAAAGAGAAAUCUGAGGGAAAAGAAAAUAGUCCCGGCUCAAAGCUCACCAACAGAGAUCAUAUUCUUGACCAUCUUGAUAUAAAACGAGACGCAACCAACCGUGUGAAGCUUUACGUUCUCUGCGAUCAACGAAUCUGGGAGGACCGAGGUACUGGUCAUGUCGUCACUCAUCAGUUAUCAGCUGAAGAUGGAGCUCCGUCGAAUGCUGGAAAUACAAUGGUCCUCGUCCGACUUGAGGGGCAAAAUAAAAACAUGCUCGAGUCACGGAUUCAGAUGGACACAGUCUACCAAAAACAACAGGAAACUCUAAUUGUUUGGUCCGAAACCGAUGUGAUGGAUUUGGCAUUAUCAUUCCAAGAAAAGUCGGGAUGCGAAGAAUUAUGGCAAAAAAUCUGCGAAGUACAAGGGAGAGAUCCUGGAGAUCCUGAUGCCACUUUCGAUGACGGAGACGACAGUGAUGUUGGAGAAAUGCCAUCAUCUGCUAGUCGCCUACAACUUCCGCCAAUUGAAAUUGGGAGGCUGGGUGAGCUUGAUGCGCUUCUUCAUAUGCAUCUUACGACAAACAGUGCCAGGGAAAAAAUGACUCUUGCUAUAGAAAACGAUAAUGUCGUUACAAAACUUUGUGAAGUUUUCCGGAUGUGCGAAGAUAUUGAACAUACAGAAGGACUACGAACUUUUUAUUCAAUCGUGAAGAACCUGUUCAUGCUCAACCGAAACACUGUUAUCGAAAUGCUUCUCGACGAUAAUAAUAUCAAAGACGUAAUAGGGAUGUUUGAGUUCGAUCCGGCUUACAAACAUCCAAGGAAGCACCGUGAUUUUGUCUAUAAAAAGGCCAAAUUUCGCGAGGUUUUGAACAUUUCAUGUGACGAACUUCGCGACAAGAUUCAUCGGCUCUACCGUGCUCAAUACAUUCAGGAUGCGUGUCUUCCCAGUUUGGGACUUUUCGAAGAAAAUCUUCUCUCCACACUUAGUAGUCAUGUAUUUUUCUGCCGUGUCGACAUUGUAACGCUACUUCAAAAAGACAAAAAAGCAAUGUCUGAGCUUUUUGGGCAACUGAUCAGUGAAGAAACAGAUGUUAUUCGUCGGCGAGAUCUGGCACUUUUCCUAAAAGAGAUGAUUAGCCUAAGUACCAGCAUCCCAUCAAACGGACCAGCCGCGACAAAGGAAACCUUUUUCAAAUUACAGCUCCAGAACAUGUUCAACUCUGAGAUUUUGGAUUCGCUGGAGCCUUGUUUCAAAUCACCUGAUCAUGAAACAAGAGCAGUAAUGGUGGAUGUACUUCGAACAAUGGUCGAUGCGAAUGCUCAAAUGAUCCGUGACUUUCUGCUCAAGCAAUCCAAAACGAAAGACAAAAAUGAGGAUGUGCUGCUGAAUAUGAUGAUCAGACAUUUGUUAACUGAUAUUGAUGUUCAUUUGACGUCUGGAUCAGAGAUUGUUUUGAUUAUGAAAACUCUGCUAGAUCCCGAAAAUAUGACAACAGUGAAAUCAGAAAGAAGCGAUUUCUUGCAGCUAUUCUACAAUCGUUGCUACGAAAGUCUUCUAAAGCCAAUUCUUGAGAAUGUCAGCGGAGGAAAUAUCAAAAAGGAUGAUUACAUGAUUGCCAAUCGUCAAUCGGUUAUUCUUCGACUUUUAACAUUCUGCGUAGAACAUCACUCAUUUUCAAUGCGACAACGAUGUGUAUCAAAUGAUUUGAUGAAUAAGGUUCUUGUAUUGCUCAAGUCGAAGCAUUCAUUCCUUGUCUUGUCUGCACUGAAGCUUCUUCAACGUGUGGUUACUGUCAAAGAUGAUAAAUACAUUCGGUACAUUGUGAAGGAGAAGGUUCUGGACCCAGUCAUGGAAUGUUUCCGUAAAAAUGGCAACCGCUAUAACAUUAUCAACUCUUCUGUCUUGCAUUUGUUCGAGUUUGUGAGAAGCGAAGAUGUUCGUCCACUCAUAAAAUAUGUUGUCGAAAAUCAUAUGGAAGUCGUUGAUUCUGUAAACUAUGUAAAAACAUUCAAAGAGAUCAAGAUUCGAUACGACCAACAUCGUGAUCGUGAAGAAACGAUGAGCGUUCGUUCUGAGGACAACUCAUUGGCAAGUCCACGAAGUUUCCGCAAGGAUCGUAAUGAAGAUCAAUGGUUUGAUGAGGAUGAAGACCUGGAAGUUGGAACAAUGCUUGAAUCAAUCGAAAAGGACUCAGUCGCAGUGUCUCCCAAAAAAGAAGAGGCUGGACAGAGGAAGACUGGUAUGGAGCCCAUGUUUCCAUCAUUACUGAAGCGCAAAAAUGCAUUUGAUGACGACGAAGCUCCAGUAUUCGGUGGAGGAUCUGCUGCUGUUAUUAAUAAUACCGAAAAGAAAAUUGUUAUAAAGGUUAACAGCGAUCGUUCUCCGUCUCGUACACCGUCUCCUGCAUCGUCGCCCCGAGCAAGUUCCUCACCAGGACCAUCCAGAGACGAUGAAGUAACUUCAUCUCAAAACAACAAAGAAAGCAGUCCGACUCCUACGGUCAAGUCGCUGGUCGAUUACGACGAAUCGGAUGAUUCUGAUGAUGAUCCACCAUCUCCUGACGCAGUUCCCUCAUCUUCAACUGGAAGUCCUGAAAAAGAAGGAGACUCCGCUGAUGGAAAGAAAGGAGAUUCGCCAGAAUAUAACGAUGUAUCGUCAACUAGCAACGAAGAGAAGUUCGACUCACGAAACGGAGCGCCAGUCACUAAUGAAAACGGAGGAGUAGAAGCUGCGGCACCAACAGUUGAAAUCAGCCGUAAACGCACUAGUGACGGUAUUGAUCCUGAUGCAAAGAGAAUUCGAACUGAAGAGACUGCACCAGCGGCAACUGCCACAGUUUCGCAGGCCUAAAUAAUGUUCUUUCUUUCCCGUCUACCUCUAUCUCAACUUUAUCAUUUUAAUAUUAGGUGCCUUCCAUUGGCUUUCCUUCUUUUGUCUUGUUUUUCCUCCAUUUUCGGAGUUCUCGUGUGCAUUUUCGAGCUUUAAAUCUGCUCAAUUUGCUUCUAUCUUCAUUAAUUCAAUUCAUUCCACUUCGGGUAAAAUUCAAAGUCCCCUAUUCUCCCUUUUCAUCUUUCGACAAAUCUUUUUAAGUUAACUCAUCGCAACUGUAUCAUACAUUUCUUUUCCAUUUUCCACAAAGCUACCUUGGAUAUUACUAUGUUUAUCAACCGGUCGCUGUACUCUCCACCAACGACUGUAAUUAUCUCAUUCCCCCACCCCCUUCCCAAAAAACUGAGCUUUUCCGUAAUCCAAGUUGAGUUUUGUACUCGAGUCUUCUCCCGGCGAUCACCGACUGACUGACGAGCUGGACUCGAUCACUAUUGCUCUCCACUCAUUAUUAUCUCCAUCUUUCGAUUAUUUCUUCCAAGCAAUCUCCUCAACCAAUACGUUUUGUUUUCUUGCGUUUGUAACUUAUCAGUGUUGAUAAAUAAUAUUGUAAAAUAUUAGUGUACACACUGAUUUCCCCCCUUUAUUAUUCAUCUCCAUCCAUCUAUUCCAUGUUCUCCUUUUCCUCGUGUUGUGUUCUUUCUUUCCCUGUUACCCACCCUUCUUUUAUCACCUUCUUAUAGUCACAUUUCCACCCUUUUUUUGAGUAUAAAAUGUGAGUAUCUUAA